Molecule: messenger RNA, 2859 nt
Organism: Penicillium macrosclerotiorum
Lineage: Eukaryota; Fungi; Ascomycota; Eurotiomycetes; Eurotiales; Aspergillaceae
Product: Pfs NACHT and Ankyrin domain protein
Exons: 2
Coding region: 1-2859 (952 amino acids)
Source: RefSeq, a predicted model, not a curated record
AUGACAUCGAAUUCAUUUAGUGGUCCCAACAAUGGAGCGCAGAUUGCGGUCAACUACGGUCCAAUCAAUCAUGGCUUGGCAACCGAAGCCUCCUCUGGCAGACGACUUUGUCUACGCGACCUCUUCAUAACUAAUCCAAAGGAGGAUAAGAAUGCAUUGAAACGCAAGAAAGGACGCCAUGCUGCCGGAACCUGCGAGUGGAUACUCCGCACGGAAGAGCUUAAUGCCUGGCUUGGUUCGGGACUGACUGUGGGUCCCGAGCGCCAGACGGCCCAGGUGCUAUGGCUCCAUGGUCCCCCAGGAACUGGGAAAUCGAUGAUGGCCGUGUACCUUGCAGAGAAUCUGCCGACAGGCUUGUCCACUGCGGAUGGGGAAACUCUAGUCUACUUUUUCUGUGACUCAGGCUUCGAUACACGGAAGACCGCGACUUCGGUUAUUAGAGGGCUGCUUUACCAGCUCGUUGAGCGGCACGAGAAGCUCUAUGAUUAUCUCCUACCAAAAUACAAUACACGUGGGGCAGAACUGUUCACGUCAUUCGACGCCCUCUGGGAUAUCUUCAUAGCUAUGAUAGCGGAUCCAAUCACGGGCCGAACAUACUGCAUCAUUGACGCUCUAGAUGAAUGUGAUCGAGAGUCGCAAAAUCUUUUAUUACAACAACUUGAAGAAUCAUUUCAGAGCCAAAAAGUCUCACCUCAUCUCCGGAUAUUGGUCACCAGUAGGCCAUAUUCCGAGAUACGCGAAACCUUGCAAAGCUUUCCGAAUAAAGAUCUGGCUACUUUCCCUCAAAGACAGAAGGAUAUGGAUCUCUUUAUCGAUGAAAAAAUAAAUGACUUAGCCGAAAGAAAAAAUUAUACCGAAAAGAUCAAGACACAGAUCCGCGAAAUCUUUCGAGAAAAGUCCGAAGGUACUUUUCUCUGGAUUGGCUUAGCGUAUGAGGAGCUUAAGGACAUUCCUUCCCAUCGCGUCAUCCGCGCGUUGCAAAGUAUGCCGCAGGGACUCAUCAAACUCUAUACAAAGCUUCUCGAGAUGGCUUUGGAACAGAGUGAACUGAGUGCUGAUGAAAUUCGACACCUCUUGAUUUGCGUGGCUUUGAGUUCACGACCACUAACUGUGUCGGAACUCUCCGAAGCAUGCCAACUACAUCUGGACGAAGACGACCGUGACACAAGGCUCCAGUUCACUUACGAGUAUAUCGAAUCCUGCCGCUUGAUGAUCAUUGUUCAAGACAAGAAGGUGCUUCUGUUGCAUAAAUCAAUAAAAGAUUACCUAGUUGGGGAUAGCUCGAAGCAUUUUAUUCAAAAAAGCGAGGGUCAUGCUUUACUUGCUUAUCGCUCUAUUGAUCUCCUCAUUCGGCAGUUCCACAGCGAGAAUCGACCAUAUACCCCCUUUUUAGACUAUGCUGCUCAAGAGUGGGCUAACCAUGCGCGCAUGGCUGAGUCGAAUUUCAAGGUCCAUUCUCCCCAAGCGGAGUUUUUCCAACUCGAUUCUCCUUGUCGGGAAUGGUGGCUGCAGCAAAUAAGAAAAUGGCCAUUAUAUGGUCUUAAGAGAAUUCCAACGAGGUUCUCCAUAUUUCACGUGGCUGCAGAGUGGGGGAUUUGCGCUUUACUGGACCCUGGCACCGAGUUAGGAGCACGUGGAACGGACGAAGAAAAGUCGACUUGUGCUGUUCAUGUCAAUUGCAAAGAUGAUUCGGGUAUGACGCCUCUUGAAUGCGCCGCGAGGUCAGGAUAUCCUAAUGUUGUUAUUGCCCUCUUGAACUGGGGAGGGAGGGUUACAAGGCAGGUGUUGAAGGCUGCGGCUAGGAAUAGGGAAAGCGGCAAAGAUAUGAUGGCACUCCUUCUUCACCGCUACGGAGACCAGAUCACUAUUACUGAUGAGGUGUUGAAGGCUACGGCUAGAAAUAGGGAAAGCGGCAAAGAUAUGAUGGCACUCCUUCUUCACCGCUACGGAGACCAGAUCACUAUUACUGAUGAGGUGUUGAAGGCUGCGGCUAGCAAUUGGGAAAGUGGCCCUGACGUGAUAGGACUCCUUCUUGAUCGCUACGGAGACCAGAUCACUAUUACUGAUGAGGUGUUGAAGGCUACGGCUAGAAAUAGGGAAAGCGGCAAAGAUAUGAUGGCACUCCUUCUUGAUCGCUACGGAGACCAGAUCACUAUUACUGAUGAGGUGUUGAAGGCUGCGGCUAGCAACUGGGAAAGUGGCCCUGACGUGAUAGGACUCCUUCUUGAUCGCUACGGAGACCAGAUCACUAUUACUGAUAAGGUGUUGAAGGCUGCGGCUAGCAACUCGCAAAGCGGCCCUGAAGUGAUAGCACUCCUUCUUGACCGCUACGGAGACCAGAUCACUAUCACUGAUGAGGUGUUGAAGGCUGCGGCUAGCAACUGGGAAAGUGGCCCUGACGUGAUAGGACUCCUUCUUGAUCGCUACGGAGACCAGAUCACUAUCACUGAUGAGGUAGUGGAGGCUGCGGCUAGCAACUGGGAAAGUGGCCCUGACGUGAUAGGACUCCUUCUUGACCGCUACGGAGACCAGAUCACUAUCACUGAUGAGGUAGUGGAGGCUGCGGCUAGCAACUGGGAAAGCGGCAAAGAUAUGAUGGCACUCCUUCUUGACCGCUACGGAGACCAGAUCACUAUUACUGAUGAGGUGUUGAGGGCUGCGGCUAGGAAUAGGGAAAGCGGCAAAGACGUGAUGGCACUCCUUCUUCACCGCUACGGAGACCAGAUCACUAUCACUGAUAAGGUGGUGGAGGCUGCAGCUGGUAACAAAGACUUUAUGACACUCCUUCUCGACCGCCGGGAUCACCUGAUCACUUUCACUGAUAGGGCUAAGGUGGUGAAAGCUGCAACUGGUAACUAG